Podospora pseudocomata is the source of this 2175-nucleotide messenger RNA. Its product is annotated as Fungal specific transcription factor. Bases 1 to 2175 code for a protein of 724 amino acids. Gene Ontology annotation, biological process: DNA-templated transcription. Gene Ontology annotation, cellular component: nucleus. The transcript is spliced from 3 exons. Lineage: Eukaryota; Fungi; Ascomycota; Sordariomycetes; Sordariales; Podosporaceae. The record is from RefSeq and is a predicted model, not a curated record. Gene Ontology annotation, molecular function: DNA-binding transcription factor activity, RNA polymerase II-specific; zinc ion binding; DNA binding.
AUGUCCACCUCGAUCGCCGUCCCAAGGACGGCCCCCAUAGCUAUCGCGCCAAAACCCCCCGCGGCACGCUUCCCACCGAGUCGACAGGGCAGUGUGCACCACCACGGCCACAACUUUGACUCUUAUGGGAGCGGGUUCAACUCGCCUGAUUCGGGGUCGGUGCUGAGCUUGAACACGCCGCCGUGCGAGGCUUGCCGGAACAGGAGGAGUGAGUGCGUUAUGGGUGAGGAUACCGAGGAGCACUGCGUGGCUUGUCAGUAUAGUGGGACCGAGUGCUCGUUGGUGGAGAGCAGUGGGAGUAGCAGCCCUUUGGGGGCGAGGAAGAGGAAGUUGAAUGGAGGGGAUGGGGCGGAGGAGGGGAGGAGACGGUCUGAUAACAGAUCGCAGCGUCGGCGGCAGAACCAGCACCACCAGCAACCCAGCGUCUCGUGCACCACGACCAGUAGCUCCCUAAUCGAAGACAUGGCCAACUUUGGCGGGCCCACGCUGCUCAAGCGCACGUUGGGGCUGCAGGCGGAUCGGUACUGCCAGUACAUUGGGCCCACCACCGACUUUGAGCCCUCGCUCAUCAACCUGUCAUCAUUCGACCCGCAAGAUGAGAGUCUGCUCGCGAGGGGGACGUUGAGGAGGGUGAGCGACAACGACACGUUCUUGUUGCUGCCGGACAACAUCACGCCGGGGUAUGAGCACAUCGUCGAGGACGCGGACGAGAUUGAGAACAUUGUGGCGCCGCACGGGAGGAGGCUGAUCGACCUCUACUUUCGGGUAGUGCACCCGGGCUUUCCCAUCAUUCAACGGAGUGUGUUUUAUGAAAAGUACGAGAGGAGCCACCGCGAGUUUUCGCCGCCGUUGCUGGCGGCCGUGUACAUCCUGGCCAUCAACUGGUGGGAGCACGAGGAGGAGCUAGCGGGGUUGCCGAAGCCGAAUGUGAGGGAGCUGGAGAGGUUGGUGAGGACCACGUUGGCGGAUGCCAUGUACAGGCCGAAGCUGUCGACGAUACAGGCGGGGUUGCUGUUGAGCCAGAGGCCGGAAGGGGAUCAGUGGGCGCCGACUGCGCAGCUUGUGGCGGUGGGACAGGAGCUGGGGUUGCAUUUGGAUUGCACGAACUGGAAGAUUCCGCCUUGGGAGAGGGGGUUGAGGAAGAGGCUGGCUUGGGCUCUGUAUUUGCAGGAUAAAUGGGGCGCCCUCGUCCACGGCCGACCUUCCCACAUCUUUGCGUCCAACUGGGCCGUCCAGCCGCUCAACCCCAACGACUUUCCCGACAUUGAAUGCGACGAGACCGACGCCGAGGAACGGCUCGAGCUUGAGAGGGGUCGGGUCCUUUUCAGGCAAAUGGUCCAGCUUUCCCAAAUCCUGGCCGAAAUCCUGGACACGUUUUACACUUUGCAGGCAACCUCUCAGAUCGCCAACGCCGGCCCGCAGGGCACUCAGCUCGUCUUGUCCCUCGCCAAGCCCAUCCAGCUCAAGCUCAAGGAGUGGUAUUCCGCCCUCCCGGCCCUCGUCAGGAUGGACUCGACCUUUCAGACCACACCCUCGUCCUCUUCGGGGAGCAGGUUCUCCCCGAUCGGCUAUCUGCACCUGGCCUACUUUGCAACCGAGAUCACGCUCCACCGCCGCAUCAUCAGGUCCAUGUCCGCCCUUCCGGAGGACAACAACCCCAACACGCCGUCCAUCGACCCUUACAUCCAGCACAUUUGCCGCUCGGCCGCCAAGGCCAGACUCAUCUCUGCAAUGGAUUUUGUCAACCGGCUCACUCCGUCCCACCUGAGGGCGUUUUGGUACUUUGCCUCCAAGACAAACUUUGCGCUGAUCGGGACGUUUGGGAGCCUGCUGUGGGGGACGAGCCCGGGGAGGGAGGAGGCGGAGUGGUAUAGACGGCGGCUGGGCGAGUACAGGUGGACGCUGAGCGUGUCAAGCAAGCCGGGGGAGGGGACGAGCAAGGGGUUGACCGAGUUUGCGAUGGGGAUGCUGGAUAUCAGCACGGGGUUGUUGAAGAAGCUGCCGGAGAAGCCGUUGUUGAGUCGGAGCGGGAGUGAGGUUGGGUUUGGAGGGCCAGGGGGGGUGGAUCAGGUGAGGAGGAGCAGCUUGUUUGCCUUGGGGCAUGCGGGGGGGAGUUCGGCGAGUUUGAACAGCAUGGCUGGGGGUGGUGGGAGGGGGGACGGGAGGGGGGUUUAG